UAGAUACAUAAGGUUUGGAGUGAGUGACACAAUUGACAUGCAAUUUCCUGAAACAACAUCCAUGGAAAUCAUUUCACCGUUCCUCAACAUAGUAGGACUCUGCCUCUUGUUUCUCUUCUCUGUUUUCGUUUUGAAGAAGCUGGGCAGGCCUUGCAAAGGCAGACACCCUCCUGAGGCAGACGGCGGAUGGCCGAUUAUAGGCCACCUGCGACUGCUGGUAGGUCCAAAGCUCCCCUACGAAACACUGGGAGACAUGGCCGACAAAUACGGACCAAUAUUCACCAUUCGAGUUGGUGUCCGGAAAGGCCUGGUUAUAAGCAGUUGGGAAGUGGCAAAAGAGUGCUACACAACUCUUGAUCCAGUCAUUUCUUCGCGUCCCGAAAGUGUGGUAGGCGAAUUGUUGGGCUACAACUUUGCCGGUUUUGGGUUCAGGCCAUAUUAUGAUUCCUUUUACCGCAGCGUGCGCAAAAUCAUAAUCUCCAAACUGCUGUCCAACCACCGUUUGGCGUUGAACAGAGACGUUAGAGUUUCUGAGGUGAAGAGAGCGGUGAAGGAGCUUUACGAUUUGUGGAUCACAAAUAGAGAUUUGGUUGUUGAUAUGGAUGAGUGGAUUGGGAAUAUUAAUUUGAAUGCGAGUUUGAUGAUGGUUUGCGGGAAGAGAUUCGUUGGCGAUGAUGAGGUUGUGAGACGGUGCCGCAAAGCCAUGAGGGAUUUCUUUGAUUUGGGUGGUCAGUUUAUGGUGGGAGAUGCCAUUCCCUUUCUUAGAUGGCUGGAUUUGGGCGGCUAUGAGAAGGCCAUGAAGACAACUUCAAGGGAAUUGGACUGUCUUAUUACGGAGUGGCUGGAAGAACACCGCCGAAAGAGACACUCCUCCACCGCCGCAGCCGCCGAUGGUGAACAUGACUUCAUGGAUGUGAUGCUUUCGAUUCUUGAAGAAGGAACGAUGGACCUUGCUGGGUAUGAUACUGAUACAGUCAUCAAAGCCACUUGCAUGACCCUUAUUGCCGGGGGAACUGAUACCAUGACAGUCACCGUGACAUGGGCGAUCUCAUCAUUAUUGAACAACCGAGAGAUACUAAGAAAGGCACAAGAGGAGCUAGACAUGCAUGUCGGAAAGGAAAGGGUAGUGGAUGAAUCAGACAUAAGCAAGCUGGUGUAUCUCCAAGCCAUUGUGAAAGAGACAUUUAGGUUGUACCCACCAGGCCCCCUGGGGGGGGUGCGAGAGUUCAGCCAGGACUGCACGGUGGGAGGCUAUAACGUGGCCGCCGGCACACGCCUCAUCACUAACCUUCGGAAGAUACAGACGGACCCUCGAGUUUGGGCAGAGCCUUUGGAAUUCAAGCCUGAGAGGUUUCUGGGUAGGCACAAGCAGUUGGAUGUGAGUGGCAAGAAUUUUGAACUGGGCCCGUUUGGGUAUGGAAGAAGGGCCUGUCCUGGGCUGGGCAUUGGAGUUCAAAUGACGCAUCUGCUGCUGGCAACUCUGAUUCAUUCAUUUGAAAUUGGAACUCGUUUUGAUGAACCGGUUGACAUGGCUGCUGUUAACUCUGGACUCACGGCCCGUAGAGUCAACUCUCUUAAACUUCUAGUCAAGCCUCGCCUCCUACCCAGUGCUUAUGCGGUUGAUUCUGCCUAAUCAAUUUGCUAUAAUGUUUUCCAAGUCUAUUUAGAGUCUUUUAUGUUU
This is a messenger RNA of Cucurbita maxima (winter squash), 1681 nucleotides long. Its product is annotated as cytochrome P450 CYP82D47-like. NCBI's taxonomy places the organism in Eukaryota, Viridiplantae, Streptophyta, Magnoliopsida, Cucurbitales, Cucurbitaceae. Gene Ontology annotation, molecular function: monooxygenase activity; oxidoreductase activity, acting on paired donors, with incorporation or reduction of molecular oxygen; iron ion binding. The coding region runs from base 38 to 1633 and encodes 531 amino acids. The transcript has 2 exons. Gene Ontology annotation, biological process: defense response to other organism. The record is from RefSeq and is a predicted model, not a curated record.